UCCCACAAACGCUUAUGAUCAGAAUUUAUUAAGACGCUGUAGACGAUUGUGAACAAAUUUGUUUGUAUUUGUUUUUGUAAAUGUGUUUGUGUCUAAAAACAUUUUUUAUUUUGUCAUGUUUAUAAGAAGCUGUGUUUUGGAGUGAUGGAGUUAAUUUGUGUGACUCUGAUGAUUAUUAUUGGAAUCAAAGAUUCAACAGCAGAUCAGUUUGCUGUUGUUGGACCUGUAGAUCCUCUCCUCGCUGUAUCUGGUGAAGAUGUGAUUCUGCCCUGUUCUCUCAAACCCAACAUCAGUGCUGUAAACAUGAGAGUCGAGUGGUUUAGACUUGAUCUCAAAGACUCAGUAGUUCAUCUCUAUGAAAAUCAUGAAGACAAAAACACAAAUCAGCUUCAGUCGUACAGAGGAAGAACUGAAGUGUUUAAAGAUGAACUACAGAAAGGAAACACAUCACUCAAACUAUCAAGAGUUCAGAUCUCUGAUGAAGGACUUUAUAAGUGUUUUAUUCAGUCCAAAACCAACUAUGAUGACAUCACUGUUGAUCUCAAAGUUGAAGGUGAGCAAAACACUGAAAACUAA
This is a messenger RNA of Paramisgurnus dabryanus, 576 nucleotides long. Its product is annotated as myelin-oligodendrocyte glycoprotein-like. Gene Ontology annotation, cellular component: external side of plasma membrane. The record is from RefSeq and is a predicted model, not a curated record. Gene Ontology annotation, molecular function: signaling receptor binding. Gene Ontology annotation, biological process: regulation of cytokine production; T cell receptor signaling pathway. NCBI's taxonomy places the organism in Eukaryota, Metazoa, Chordata, Actinopteri, Cypriniformes, Cobitidae.